CAAAUUUCGAGGACUGCAUUCUUCCACUUACGUAACAUCGCCAAAAUCAGACGCAUCGUGUCUCAGGCGGAUGCAGAAAAACUAGUCCACGCAUUUGUGCAGGAACCGAGCUGUACGAGCAGCACCUGAAUGCAGCACGCUGCACCCCGCCCCUCCUCCGUGCCGCUCAGGCGUAAAAAUCACCUCUGUGCUGAAACGAGCAGAGACCAGCAGGACCCAGACCCGGACCAGGAGACCAGCAGGACCCAGACCCGGACCAGGAGACCAGCAGGACCCAGAACCGGAACGUCCUGGACGGACUGAUCCGGAACUCUGUGAUGGGAGAGUCCGCCGAGCAGGAUGGGCAACAAGCAGACCACCUUCACUGACGAGCAGCUCGAGGCCUAUCAGGACUGCACCUUCUUCACGAGGAAAGAAGUCCUGCGGUUACACGGCAGGUAUCGUGAGCUGGCUCCACAUUUAGUGCCGCUGGACUACACCAACAACCCCGACAUCAGAGUUCCUCUGACGCUCAUCGUCACCAUGCCGGAACUCAAGGUUCUGUGUUCUGUGGCUGGACAGGAGAACCCGUUCAGAGACAGAAUCGUAGAGACGUUCUCGGAGGACGGACAGGGGAACCUCACCUUCAACGAUUUUGUGGACAUGUUCUCGGCACUCUGUGAAACUUCACCCAGAGAACUGAAGACCAUCUACGCCUUCAAGAUCUACGACUUUAACAGGGAUAACUUCAUCUGUAAGGAGGACCUGCAGAGGACCCUAAACAAACUGACCAAAGGAGAGCUGACUCCAGAGGAGGUCACGUUGGUGUGUGAUAAAGCCAUCGAGGAGGCCGACCUCGACGGAGACACCAAGCUCUCCUUCGCCGACUUUGAGAACAUGAUCUCCAAGGCUCCCGACUUUCUGAGUAACUUCCAUGUACGAAUAUGAGAACCUGCCGAGGACGGACAUCUCACUUUGAACCUGGUUCCUAAUCCGACUUCACCCUCCAGACUCCACCUGAACCUGGACCUGACUCUGAACCUCAGACCCACCUCGACUCAGUGCCUGUCCUUUGUAUCAGUGGUGAAUCCUGAGACCCGACCCAGAGUCCGAUCUGGACUCACAGAAGCACAGGCAGUUUUUUGCCAUCACCUUCCAGACAGCGUCGAUGCUUCAGAGACUUCAGAAACUUUACUGCAUGAAACUUUCCUCUUUAAUUAGUUUGGAGGCUAACAAGGAGCGACAGACCAAGACGGGGCUAAUUUAAUACCAGGAGAGUCUCUUCUGGACUCGUUCGGACCCUGCAGAGUAAACCGAACCGGGCUUUUCUGACUUCAGUGCUUUGCAGAAAGGCCCGACCCACGGACUCUUUAAAGCACAGUUUAAAGGGCAAACAGUGAAGAGCUAUGCAAUCUCUCCUCAUGAAGUGCAUGUUGUAAACUGCUUCUAGCUGUGUUUGGUUUGUGCGUGCGGUGUCGUGAACGUUCUGGUGCAUAAUGACAAUCAUAGUGAGCUGUAGUUCAGCUGAUGGAAGGGCUCACCUGUAAACUCACCUGUAAACUCUGCUUUGAUAGUGAACACAAAGCUUCAAAUAAAACACUUUUCUGUUG
Messenger RNA from Larimichthys crocea (large yellow croaker), 1589 nucleotides. RefSeq names its product calcium and integrin-binding family member 2-like. NCBI's taxonomy places the organism in Eukaryota, Metazoa, Chordata, Actinopteri, Sciaenidae. The record is from RefSeq and is a predicted model, not a curated record. Gene Ontology annotation, molecular function: magnesium ion binding; calcium ion binding. Gene Ontology annotation, biological process: calcium ion homeostasis. Gene Ontology annotation, cellular component: stereocilium; cytoplasm; cell periphery. The transcript is spliced from 6 exons. Bases 340 to 927 code for a protein of 195 amino acids.